AUGUAAUAUGGACUUUAAUGCCGCAAGCAUCCGGGUAAUUAAGUGACUUUUGUGUGUACUAAAGUAAAUUGCAAUUACGGUAAUCUUCUUUGUUAGUAAUGUAAAUGCAAUUAUUCAAAUAUAAGGCAUAAAUGGAAACCUAUAACAUAAAAAUGAACACAAAAAUUAUUUGAAUUAGCUUAAUGAAUUUAUCUUUUAGUAGAAUGGGAAAACAAAAACGGUUUUGAUUCCCAAUAUAAAUAAUACACUUUUAGAAUUAGAUAAAAGAUUGAAAGAAUAUAAUGCUAUGAUUGACUAAGAAACAUAAGAGAUUGUUUCUGAUAUUGCACAAUUGUUUAAGAUAUUUUAUGAAAGUUCAGAUAGAGCAAAGAAAUAGAUUUAAGAAAUAAUUAGAAAAGAUUUAAUAGAGUAACAAGCAAGAAAUAUAAAUUUUAAAUAGCAAUUAUAAGAAAUACAAUCUAAUGAAUAAAAAAGGAAUGACAAUAACAAUUAUUUAUUCAAUACAAUAUUUUCUAGAGACCAAGAUAAAGAAUUACCUAUAUCUGAGUAAUCUUUGAUGUAGAUUAUCAACAAGUAUAAAAUAUUUUAAUAUGAAGGAAUGGAGAUCUGAACUAAUUACGAUGUGACAUUUUGAAUUGCUUAAAUAAUGUUGUUAGUACAUUAUAACCUACAAGUAAUAGAAUUCGAUACAAGUAUACCCAAAACCAUUAGUAAUAAUUCAAUCUUCUCAAAAAUGACUUCAUAUAAAGUUUGAAUUGUCUCUUCUAAAAAUUAACAGAUCUCACAUAAGAUUUUCAUACAGUUGAAGAUAUGAAACGCAGUUUGUAUUAAUUUGGAUCAUUAGAUGGUUCUCAAUCACUAAAAUAAUCAUAAGUAGUGUAAAGAACUUUGGGUUCAUCUUAAUUUAUAAGUACUGGAAACCAAAGUCAAAGAUUCUACAGAUCAAAUAGUUAAUCAUAAAUUCUGAGUGUAAAGACUCUAGAAUUGUUCCCUCAUUUAAGUCCAACUAUCUAAUCAAUAUUAAAUAAGAUAGGUCAUUUAUCACCUCCAUAGGCUGAUUCUUUAUUGAGUAAUAUAGAAACUGUGCCUCCUUGCUAAUUCCCUGAUGGGAUUAUUUAUGAAGGUCAGAUAUAGAAUAAUUAGAGAUUUGGUUGGGGAAGAGCAAUCAUAGGAUAAGACUAUUAUGAGGGCUAUUGGAGAGGUGGAUUACCAUUUGGUUUUGGUAGAAUAAUUAUGGCAUCAGGUGAUUAUUAUGAGGGAUUCUCUUAAAAUGGUCAAGCUAAUGGAAGAGGAUUAUUUUGUUCAGGUGGUUAUUCCUAUGAAGGAGAUUGGGAAGAGGAUUUAAAGCAAGGGAAAGGGUAAGAGAUAUUACAAGGGAAGUAUGAAUAUAAAGGAGAUUUUAAGAAUAAUGUGAAGUGUGGGCAAGGGAGACUGAUUGAUUUAGUAACAGGGAAUGAGUAUCAAGGAGAGUUUUAGAAUAAUUAACUAUAAGGAGAGGCAACUAUUGAGUAUAAAAAUGGAGACAAAUAUUAUGGAUAAGUUAUUACAGUAGAUGGAUAGAUAAAAAGGAAUGGAUAAGGAAUCUAUUUAUGGUUAGACUCUAGAAAAUAUGAAGGACAAUAUGAAAAUGACUUAGAACAUGGAGAUGGAGUGUUUAUGUGGUAAAUGGCAGUUUGAUUGUGAAUUAGGCCAGAUUAGUGGAUUUAUAAAGGAUAGUGGUAAUAUGGGAUGUAACAUGGAAAGGGAAUUCAAUACAAUCCAUAAGGGAAGGAGAGAGAGGGAAUUUGGAAUAAUGGAUAAUUUAAUAAGUGGAUUAGUUGAU
Messenger RNA from Paramecium pentaurelia, 1822 nucleotides. The record is from the annotation of a GenBank genome assembly. NCBI's taxonomy places the organism in Eukaryota, Ciliophora, Oligohymenophorea, Peniculida, Parameciidae.